Messenger RNA from Echinops telfairi (small Madagascar hedgehog), 3633 nucleotides. It is a transcript of the gene CMTR2, whose product is annotated as cap methyltransferase 2. The transcript has 2 exons. Bases 94 to 2403 code for a protein of 769 amino acids. Gene Ontology annotation, biological process: 7-methylguanosine mRNA capping. NCBI's taxonomy places the organism in Eukaryota, Metazoa, Chordata, Mammalia, Afrosoricida, Tenrecidae. Gene Ontology annotation, molecular function: methyltransferase cap1 activity. Gene Ontology annotation, cellular component: nucleus; cytoplasm. The record is from RefSeq and is a predicted model, not a curated record.
GCCCCCCUAGAGUGUGGUGGGCAGGUGAAGCGCAGCCUCCCAGGCCCUGGGGGCUGAGGUGGGAGUGAGCGCAGAUUUUAAUCUAAUUUGAAAAUGAGUAAGUGCAAAAAACCACCAGGUCAUCCGAUAGGAAGUCUUGAAACGUUCAGCCCAGAUGUUCUUGCUGACAUUGUUGAACUCUUUGCCAAGAACUUUUCUUAUGGCAAGCCACUUAAUCAUGAAUGGCAGUUACCAGAUCCCAGUGAGGUUUUCACCAGUAACCACGCAGAAUUUCACUCAUUUCUUGAUUUGAAGAACUCACUGAAUGAAGUAAAAAACCUGCUGAGCGAUAAGAAACUUGAUGAGUGGCAUGAACACACCUCGUUCACUAAUAAAGCUGGAAAAAUCAUUUCUCAUGUGAAGAAAUCAGUGAAUGCUGAACUUUGUACUCAAGCAUGGUGUAAGUUUCAUGAGAUUUUGUGCAGCUUUCCACUUAUUCCACAGGAAGCAUUUCAAACCAGAAGACUGAAUUCUCUACACCUCUGCGAAGCACCUGGCGCUUUUAUCGCUAGUCUCAACCACUACUUAAAAUCCCAUCAGUUCCCCUGUGAGUGGAGUUGGGUAGCCAAUACCUUGAAUCCAUACCAUGAAGCAAAUGACAAUCUCAUCAUGAUUAUGGAUGAUCGGCUUAUUGCAAAUACUUUACAUUGGUGGUACUUUGGCCCAGAUAACACUGGAGAUAUCAUGUCCCUGAAGUAUCUGACGGGACUUCAGGAUUUCGUAAGCAGCAUGGCUACCAUUCACUUGAUCACUGCGGACGGGAGUUUUGAUUGCCAAGGAAACCCAGGUGAACAAGAAGCUUUAGUGUCUUCUUUGCAUUACUGUGAAGUUGUCACAGCUCUGAUGACUCUUGGAAAUGGUGGCUCUUUUGUGCUGAAGAUGUUUACUUUGUUUGAGCAUUGUUCCAUAAACUUGAUGUAUCUGCUCAACUGUUCCUUUGACCAAGUCCAUGUUUUCAAACCUGCUACUAGCAAGGCAGGAAACUCAGAAGUCUAUGUGGUAUGUCUCCACUAUAGAGGAAGGGAGGCCAUCCAUCCUCUUCUGUCAAAGAUGAUGCUGACUUUUGGGACUGAAAUGACCAGCAAAGCUCUCUUUCCCCAUAGUGUGAUCCCUGAAUCUUUUCUUCAAAGACAUGAGGAAUGUUGCAUGUUCUUUCAUAAAUACCAGCUAGCGACAAUUUCUGAGAACAUUCGUCUGUUUGAGUGCAUGGGAAAAGAGGAACAGGCAAAGCUAAACAACUUAAGGGACUGUGCUGUGCAGUAUUUCAUGCAGAAGUUUCAAUUGAAGCCGCUUUCCAGAAAUAACUGGCUAGUAAAAAGAUCUAAUAUUGGUUGUAGUACAAAUACAAAAUGGUUUGGGCAGAGGAACAGGUAUUUCAGAACCUAUAAUGAAAGGAAGAUGCUAGAAACCCUUUCAUGGGAAGAUAAAGUGGCUAAAGGAUACUUCAAUAGUUGGGCAGAAGAACAUGCUACUUAUAAUCCCGGGCAAAGUUCUGUUUUAGAAGGGAAUGGUUCUAAUCUUGACUGCCACCUGUGGCAUAUUUUAGAGGGAAAGAAGCUGCCCAAGGUCAAGUGUUCUCCUUUCUGUGAUGGAGAACAUUUAAAGACUCUUAACGAAGCAAUCGAAAAGUCAUUAGGAGGGGUUUUGAAUUUGGAUUUCAAAUUUAGGCGAAAACAGCAACAUUAUUGUUCUUGUCAUGUUUUUUCCGAAGAACUGAUAUUUUCGGAGCUGCUGAGCCUUACCAAAUGCCUUCAGGAUGAGCAGGUUGUAGGACCCGGCAACCAAAGAAAGUGCCUGCUUGUGGGUUUGCCAGCUCUCCAUGAUACCAAAAUGAAAGUCCCAAUGGAAGUUCAUUUCCUGGAAUCAGCUGAACUCUUGACUUUCAGCUGCUCGUUGCUUCAUGAUGGCGAUCCGAAAUACCAGCACUUACUUUUAGACUGCAUUCUGCGUUCGCUGCAGCGGCUUCAUCCGGGAGAUGUGUUGAUUUUACCGAUGCUUUCUUGUUUCACACGGUUUAUGGCGGGUUUGGUCUUUGUACUCCACAGUUGUUUUAGAUUCAUCACAUUUUCUUGCCCCAUACCCUCUGAGCCUUUGAAGAGUUGUACAGUCCUGCUGUGUGUGGGCUUUCAGGACCUUCCAAAUCCAGUUUUCCAGCAUCUACAGAAUGUGAAUGAGUUGUUGAACACGUUGCUUAGCUCUGAUGCAUCUCAACAGGUUUUACAGUUUGUGCCAAUGGAGGUGCUCCUUCAAAGGGCACUACUCGAUUUUUUAUGGGAUUUGAAUGCUGCCAUUGCUAAAAGACAUUUGCAUUUGAUUUUUCAAGGAGAAAGAGAUGAGAACAAUCACCUUGAGUUACAAAAUUGAGCGUAUUCUUUCUGAGAUUCAGCUCUAGCUUCUUGUAGUGUGUAAUGUUAUUUCAUCUGUUUGCUCUAUUAAUUCGAAACCCUAGCAAUUUCACUUUGAAGUGAUGCCACCUUGUAUCACUCUGGAUUACCACCAGAUAGUUCCGACCUUGGACAUAUGCACAGGCCCAGGCAUACAGUUCUUUAGAAUCUAUGCAAUGACGAUAUUCACCCUCUACAUAAGAGCGGAGGUGGGUGUCAGCUUGGGGUAGAUACACCCAUGUUGCAAAUGCUGUUUAAUUAAUCUGAUUUACCAGUUUGAAAUUUACCUGUGUGCCUUCAUUCUUAGAUCUCCCCCCAGCCCCAACUAGUUUAGUCUCAACAGAUUCUUUUGUCCAUAUGGUAUAAUGGCUGAUGCUGUUAUAACUUCAUUUAGAUCACUAUGAAAAGAGAUGAAGUUACCCAGCAAGACUGACUGCCCUAAAAAUUUAAUUUGUUAUUUGUGAAUUUCAAGUGACUCAUUUUGCCAGAUUUUUUGAUAUGUGCCAUUCAUUGCCUUGAACCAUUGACCCAGUUUAUUUUAUGGUUCAAGGCUAGUAGAGUACUGCUUCAUGAAUAUUUUAUUAACCACAGCCAUCUAACAAAAAGGUUACCAGGACAGUUUGAAACCAAAGAUCAUGUUAAAAACAAUGGAAAAUUGUUUGCUGUUUUGAAUCUACUCCUGAAUCAUGAAAAGCUUUAUGUAGCAAUGCAGUAGAAAAUUUAAACUUUUAGGUAACAAUCUGGGAACUAAAGGAUUUUUUGAAAUUGCAAAAUAGUGAUAGAUGAAUGUGAUGAGCAAAAUGACUACUCGAGGGGGGAAAAAACCUUUCAGAAUGAUGGCUCAGCAUUUAAACAUUCCAAAAAUCUUUACUAAUGAUCUCUUUUGAUGUGAAAAUAGCACUUUACCAGGAAGAUUAACCACGAGAUAGUUAUUUUAUGAGUUACAUUUGAGUUGUUUUCAGUUGUGUGUAUUUAACAAUGUACUAUGAGCUUUUUUGACAAACUGUUAAGACAGUCUUACCUACCUUGAAGCUCCACAAAAUGGAGACUAUAUUGCCAUGUGCAUUUAAGCAUUUUUGUUAGUUACAUGAAAAAUAGAUGUAUUGUCGUGUAUUUGGUUGAUAAAUAUAACCUGAAAAUUCAAUGUUCUUCGAUAUGUUAAGUUCCAUUGUAGGUUUCAUGAAUAAAAUAAAGACAUGUUUUCAUCCUU